AUGGAGACGAAGUUCCCAACAAGUACGCCGUCCCCGGCCGGAUCCGGCGCGUGGGAGCUGAGGUGGCAGGUGUGGCGGCGGUUCGACGUGCUGACCGAGUGCGGCCUGCACGAGUGGUUCCGCGACCCGUACUUUGACGAGGGGGACGACGGGCGCUGGAUGUGUCCCUACUACGGGCUCAAGACGGGGGCGAGGAGGGCUUGGCUGCUGGCCGAGGCGGCCGAGCGCGGCGACGACGAAGAGGCCGUCGAGGCGCAGCUCGCGGAGGACGAGGAGAGGAUGACGGAGGGUGACCUGUCCGAAUACGACGAGGCCAAGUGGCUCCAGGUGAUGUGGGAGGAGGCGGGGCAGUGGUUUGAGGAAAAGCCCCAGACUGUUUGGGGUCAGGAGGUAGACUGGGAGCACUGGUACUAG
Molecule: messenger RNA, 414 nt
Organism: Pyricularia oryzae 70-15
Lineage: Eukaryota; Fungi; Ascomycota; Sordariomycetes; Magnaporthales; Pyriculariaceae
Exons: 2
Coding region: 1-414 (137 amino acids)
Source: RefSeq, a predicted model, not a curated record